AGUGGCACAGCGCGCAUUUCCGCUUGGCUCAACGCUAUUAUUUCCUCACACUCAGUGAAUGGAGGCCGUGGUUUGGAAGUCGCACUUUCUGUUUAGAAAAUAACAGUCGUUUGUGUAAAACGAUCGGCACAUUUCGUACGAAGGAGCUUUAAAACUAGACUGGUGUGCGUCAGGCCUUGAGGCUGUAGUCGUGAGCGUGGCGGCCGAGGCUGCUGUUCAUCUGCCCCUCUCCUCCCAUCCAGGUUUGUUGGGAACGAGGGAUUUUUUGUUGUUGUUCGUCUGAAACCAUUCCCAGCGGAUCGCGGUGAGGUUGAGGCCUACUGCAAAGCAUUCACAUGAAUCUCCUCGGAUAAGGGAGAAGGGGAAACGCCAGCAACAGUCGCGAAUUCCUGGAAAAUGUCGGAUGGCCGGGAUCUAACAACGGCCCCGUCGCAGCCGCUUGAUAGGAGUUGUUGGGUGUGUUUUGCCACAGAUGAAGAUGAUCGGACAGCAGAAUGGGUGAGACCCUGCAAGUGCAGGGGCUCCACUAAAUGGGUUCAUCAAGCUUGUCUACAACGAUGGGUAGAUGAGAAGCAAAGGGGCAACAGUACAGCCAGAGUGGCUUGUCCACAGUGCAAUGCUGAAUAUUUAAUUGUCUUUACAAAACUAGGUCCUGUUGUUUAUGUAUUGGAUCUUGCAGACCGUCUAAUCUCAAAAGCAUGCCCAUUUGCAGCAGCUGGAAUCAUGGUGGGUUCUAUCUACUGGACUGCGGUUACCUACGGAGCUGUGACUGUUAUGCAGGUUGUAGGACAUAAAGAAGGCCUAGAUGUCAUGGAGAGAGCUGACCCACUAUUCCUCCUAAUUGGACUUCCAACCAUUCCAGUUAUGCUUAUUUUGGGCAAGAUGAUUCGUUGGGAAGACUACGUUCUGAGACUCUGGCGAAAGUACUCCAAUAAGUUGCAGAUUUUAAAUAGUAUAUUUCCAGGAAUAGGUUGUCCAGUUCCUCGUGUUCCAGCUGAGGCCAGCCCCCUAGCGGACCACGUGUCAGCUACUCGCAUACUUUGUGGUGCUUUGGUUUUCCCUACAAUUGCUACGAUAGUUGGUAAAUUAAUGUUCAGCAGUGUCAACUCAAAUUUGCAAAGGACAAUUUUGACUUUUAAAGAAGAAUCCAGCUCGUGAAAUAAAUUGUGUAAUAGAAAAUUACACUGAAAAGGGUCUUGGGCAGUUAAAGCCAAAAUUACUUGUAAAUGUGCAAGGUUUUGUCCUUGAGAGACCUUUGACAUCUACUGUAGUGUGUUCUAGAUGUCUUGCUAUUUGCACUAUUCAUGAAUAUCAUAGAAAAAUGAACUUUAUGUGAUAGUUUUCAGAUUAAACCUAGCCAAGCAUCCAGGUAAGAUGACCAGUAUAAAUGAAAGGAAUGCAGAUAUAUUGUACGGAUUAAAUAAGGUAUGUCCAUAUUAAUUUUAAUAGGUUAAUGAGUAUAGAUUAUACAUUGAAUAAAUGGCUCUUCCUUGGGAGAGAAGCCAUUUAUUCAUGGUAUGGAAUAAAUGGCUUCAUUUUGCACAGGAAGAGAUUUAACAACUCCAGAGAUGUAUUUCAAAGUGAUUAUGGAUUAUAUUUUCUCUUAUCUUUUGAAUGAAUUGAUGGAGUGUUUAUUAAUUUAAAAAUUAUGAACAAGUAUCUUGUUUCAAAUAGAAUUAAGAUUUAUAUUGAGUAUAUACCUAUAUUCUGUUGCUUGGUGUCCUGAUUGGCACCAGAGAUUCCAGCUUUGGAUUAAACCAGGAUAACAAUGAACACCUUGACUUGAAAUGUUAAAACUAAUGCUUCCAAGUUCAUGCUUCCUUACACCAUAGGAGGAAUCCUUCAGGAUAACAAACCUGUGCCAUUCUUGGAAUAUCCCAUUUCCCCCAUUAUUUUGCUAUACUUCCUCCCCAAUUAACUUCCCACUUCCUACACUGGGGCUAAUUUAAAUUAAGCAUUUAAGUUAACCACCCAGCACACCUUUGGUAUCUAGGAUAUUGGAGCAUCUGAGGGAGACCUAUGUGUUGACAAGGGAAAAUGUGUAAACUUGACAUAGGCAGCGCUGAAAGCUAGAAGUGAAUACAUAUUGCUGGAACUGUGAGACAACUGCAUUAUCUAUAGUGCCACCAUGCUACUCACUCUUAAGAGUUCUCAUCAGUUAAGUGGGGGGGGGUGGUCCAAAGAUAUGUUGCUCCUGAAAGUUUGUGUGUGAUCUUGUUUGGAGAUUAAAUAGAUUGAAGUCCAUAGACCUCAGUGUUCCAUGGACUUGAACAUUUUUUACGUAUGGGUGGAACUUAGUCAAGUUCAGCUUCAGCCUUCACAGGCACAGAUGUGCUCCUACUCUGGAACUGAUGCAUUAUAAAUAUCCCAGAUUGGUGCAGAUGGGUGGAGUAUUCAAAAUGAUGCUCUGCUGGUGGUAGUCUGUUGAAAGCAAGAAAUGUUAGGUCAGGAAAUAUUUGACUUGAGAACAUGAAUCUCUGUAAGAAUUGGGUUGAAGGAGGAAGUCUGUUCUCUAAUGUUUGCGUGCUUCCCUUUUGAUUAGCAUAAAACUCCCCAAAACAAAAUCAAAAACCUGCAUUUGCAUGUUAUAAAUGGUGUUCUGAGUCACCAAGAAUACAAACACCAAAUUAACUAUUUGGCUAACACCAAAUCCACAGUCACAGAUGAAAAUUCACAGAUGAAAAGAUCAUCUUGUUCAGAAUUUAGAAUUCUUAUAUCAAAAUAUGGACUCACUAAUAUGUGUUUUUUUUAAAUUAGGGAUUUGGAACUACUUGUUCCUCAACUUAUUCUGAUCUUUUUGUUGCAUGCAGAACUUUAAACUAUCAUCUAAAGAAUGAAAAGUCAGAAGGAACAUGCUCCUCUUGCUUUUGCAGAUUACUAACUAAAUUAUAAAGCAUCAGAAAUAGAGAGAAAGCUUAUUUGGAACAUGAUAAUACUUUGACUAUUCUUGUCUGUUCAUUUAACAGGGUGGUAUUGCCUUUGUAGCUAUCAAAGGGGCUUUUAAAGUGUACUUCAAGCAGCAACAGUAUUUGCGUCAGGCCCACCGCAAGAUAUUAAAUUUUCCAGAAGAGGAAGCAUGAGAUGUCUGACUGCAGUAUGAUUAACGUGCUAUCAUUCUUACCUAGCAGUUGAGCAUUAUCAGUUCCAUUCUUUCGUUUUAUGGUAUUGUGGGUAUGCUGCUGGUGCAGACUAAUUACACAUUUUUAGGAGCAAAAUAAAGCACUUUCAUUUGGUUAAAACUGGCAGCAAGUACUAUCAGUGAUCAUUGAAACCGAGAAUGCAUUAGCGACAUAAAUAUUUAAUUAGUAUUGUAUCUAGAAUAACCUUUUUGGCCAAGCAGCAAAUGUUAGUUUUCAGACCUGUGCAUUUUAACUUUUUGCUGACUGUACAGUUUAUUUUCAAAAAUUGUAAGAUGUCUAUUGUAUCCGUUCUGCUUUAUUUCCUUUUAAUAAACCAUUGCUGUACAUUUUUUACAAUCUUUCCUUUCAUUAAACCCCAGCUAAAUAAUGUUUCUCUUAUUUUAUAUAGUAAUUACACUACAUCCUACAUGCACCAUUAUUUGAUGGCAUUUUCAUGGUUGACAAAUAAUUUAUUCAACUUUGUACCAGAUGAGGACAAUUUUUAAGGUAGUCUCUGGUUCUAGACAUGAUCUCCUUAAUGUUUUGUAUUGUUACUUUUGAAUCUUUGUUGAAAAUGUCCAAGACUUUUUUUCCUUUGCAUAUUAUUGAUGAAACAAGUUAAAUAGGAUUCUAACUGUUUGCUCCAAACCUUUCUCCCUAGUUUCAACUGCUACCACCAACAAUAUGCUGCAUCUUUCAACAUUUUCUUUUACUGUCUUCAAUUGUGGCAAAACAGUAAAAAUCUGUUUGUAAGCUUACCAUAUCAGUGAUGUUGUUUGAACAUGUAUUGAUUGUACAGUAUUCCCUAUUAAUCUGUAGAUUUCAUUGGCCAAAACAUAUAACAAAUAAACCAUUUAUAUUAAAAAUACUUGUUUUCUUUUCCAUGAUAAUGUACAGUUUUAUGGAUCACAUUUUUGUUUCAAUAUAAAUUUUAUUUGGGGUUUUAAUAUCAUGAUUCACAGUUGAGGACUAGACAGGAACAGGCAUUGAAGUAUAAUAAUACAGCACAGAAAUCGUUCAUUUCAGUCUGUGUGCAUCUGUUUUACAUAAACAACUGAACCCAAGUCCAUUCUCUCCCCCCCCCACCACUGAUCUUCAGAAAUUAUUAAAAAGUUGAGAGUUGAUGAAAGGUAAUUGAACUGAAGACUUCACCCUAUUUCUCUCUCUACCGAUGUCUCCAGACCUGCUGAAUAGUUCCAAUAUUUUGAUAUAGGAUUUGGGAAAAGGCAAAGUGAAAGAAUAGUUCUAAGAAAUUUUAAGAUGGGGAGAUAUUAUAAGGAAGAAGAGUUCAGGAAUAAAUAAUUGUAAUACAAUAAAGGUUCUCUGGAACUGAUUUUCAAAUAAGGAGACAACAGUUAAAGAUGGUGGAUACAAAAUCAAAGUUAAACUUAUACAAGACAGAAAAGCAAUUCCCAAGUGCUGAGGCGCUAUGAAUGAUUAACUCAGGGAUAGAGGAAUGGGAUUUAGUAUAAGACAAAUUGAUAGUGUCAAGUUCUUUAUAAGGUGAAAUUAUUUAACAUCGUCUAUGCAAGUGAGCUCAAUGAUGAGUUUGGGAUAAUGAAGGAGAUAAAGAUUUAUGCAUCAGUCAGUGGAGCAGAAAGAUGAAGCAGCUUAAAGAAAGAGGUGAAAUCCAGUAGCAAUUAGAAAUCAAAUUUAGGUUUUAAAAUCUAGAAGAAUUGUGUCUUUAAGAGAAAUCCAUGCAACUUGUGGAGGAGAAGGGUACAAGUCCAACAGUGGCUGUGUUACAAGAAAUAGACUUGUAUUUUGGGGAUUAAAGCUAGUAAUUAUUCCAAGACAUUGGAAUCAUUUAAGAGUAAGUUCACAAAAAAUGCUGUUAAUGCACGUUCAUGAUCUAAGAUGGUCGUCUCCUAUAUUUGAGUGUAAAAGUGAUUCCUUUUUUUUGGUGAUCUAAUAUAUUACUAAGAGAUUGUUGUGUUCAACUGCCAGUGUAUUAAUGCCUGUAUAGUAUCAAUUACUAGUUGCAAAUUUUAAUUUGGUUUCUUGAUGUAGAGCUAUUUGAUGUAAUAAAACAUGGUACUGAACUGCUUUAUUUGUCCCUGUUUAUG
This is a messenger RNA of Mobula hypostoma (lesser devil ray), 5185 nucleotides long. It is a transcript of the gene marchf5, whose product is annotated as membrane-associated ring finger (C3HC4) 5. Gene Ontology annotation, cellular component: mitochondrial outer membrane. The record is from RefSeq and is a predicted model, not a curated record. Gene Ontology annotation, biological process: regulation of mitochondrial fission; protein polyubiquitination. Lineage: Eukaryota; Metazoa; Chordata; Chondrichthyes; Myliobatiformes; Myliobatidae. Bases 397 to 1158 code for a protein of 253 amino acids. The transcript has 6 exons. Gene Ontology annotation, molecular function: zinc ion binding; ubiquitin protein ligase activity.